Messenger RNA from Dicrocoelium dendriticum, 888 nucleotides. The record is from the annotation of a GenBank genome assembly. Lineage: Eukaryota; Metazoa; Platyhelminthes; Trematoda; Plagiorchiida; Dicrocoeliidae.
GGGGAGUGUAUCGAAAAUUCUAUGGAUGCUUUCCGACAUGGUAUUGCAUGUCGGACGCAAAUGCUUGAACUAGACUGUCGGCUUACCAAGGACCUGCAGGUUGCCGUUUUUCAUGAUGAAUCGCUAGAUCGCUGUACUGGUUGCCCAGGAAAAAUUAGUGAUUACACGUAUGAUUCGCUUCCAUGUUACCUUCAAACUUUACCGGUCCACUUUGAACCAGGUUGCGUAUGUGAUCGGACUGACUUACCCCCAUCUCCUAUCGUCCUUCUUCAAGAUAUAUUUGAAGCCUUCCCUCAAAUGCCCAUAAACAUAGACCUCAAAGUGGAUGACGACAGACUUGUCAAACUGGUGUCCUCCUUGAUAACUAAAUACAAACGGGAGCGAUUAACUGUCUGGGGCAGUAUGCGCCGAGUGACAACCUUGAAGUGCAAACGCGCUAACUCGUCAGUGCUUACUUAUCCACCACCGGGAGUGGUAAUCGGUUACCUCAUCGCUUAUCGUAUCGGUUUAUUGCCAUUUCUUCCUAUCCCUUACGAUUGUUUUGAGUUGCCUUUGGUGUCAGUACUCAGGUCGAAGCGCUUUUUGGAAAGCACUGGUUGGAACUCUUUUUCAGCACGAAUAUUUGCGUUAGUUGUGGAUUUUUUGAUUUCAUCACGUGGUCUAAUCCACCACCUAAAACUUCGAGGUAUUCCGGAAGGUGGAACACUAUCGUCUCAGUUCGCGUGCACGUCUGGCGGCUAAGUCACGUUAGCCAGCAAGGUUCCGAAUUCGAGUGGCUACUCUGCGCGCGUGGGGUACUAUCUUACGUGAGGACAUCCGGUUGCUUUGGUGAGUAUAUAUAACAUGAUGUGUACAUAAAUAUGAUUCUCCUUAUACUUAGAAUAAUCA